This is a messenger RNA of Pangasianodon hypophthalmus (striped catfish), 1961 nucleotides long. RefSeq names its product polymeric immunoglobulin receptor-like. The coding region runs from base 459 to 1595 and encodes 378 amino acids. Lineage: Eukaryota; Metazoa; Chordata; Actinopteri; Siluriformes; Pangasiidae. The record is from RefSeq and is a predicted model, not a curated record. The transcript is spliced from 8 exons.
AUUGCCCAGUUAAGUGGUCGGGUCUGCUGGGAGCAGUGCUGGUUGUACAGUUUCACAGCAGCAGAGAGCAUAGACCUGCGAUACCGCUCCUUCACACACUUGGGGUGGAGCACCUGUCACUAAAGGAGCUGCCCAGUGCCCCCAGAGUCUCAUGCAUGGGGUGGGAGAAAAGCUCUACUGUGUACCAUGUGUCUGCAUGGCAAGGUAUGGAAUGAUAGUUGUUCCUGUUAUAGCAGCUAGAAAAACUUGUUCCUUCAUCAUCCUCUCCUCUUCUUCUCUCUGUUGAAGUUAAUAAGACAAAAAAGUCACAAAGUUAAGGCAGGCUGUGGUUUUAGAUGACAUCGUAAUGUUAGCAGGAAGAGGAACUGCUUGAGCUGCUACAGACACAGUAUCAAAUUCACACAGAAGCAGGACUCAAGAAAACCUCACAAUCUUUUCAACAUCAGAACAAGUUUAACAUGAGCUGCUUUUUCAUUUUUAUUCUCGUCAUUUCCAGUGCUGUCUGUCAGGCAUCGAGGGAGUUUAGUAUUAAAACUGGAGCAUCUGUCACUAUCCCAUGUCAUUAUGACAGGACGUAUAUACAAUAUAAGAAAUACUGGUGCCAUGGAGGAACAUUCGAUUUCUGCAAAAUUCAGGCGUAUGCCAAUAAUACAAAGGGAAAAGUGACAGUGACUGAUUACCCAGCUGAGAGUCUCUUUACUGUGACAAUGAAUAAUCUCCAGACAGGAAAUACUGGAUGGUACUGGUGUGUUGUAGAGAUAAGUGGACCAGACGUUAAAGAAUACCUUUAUAUCACAGUGAAAUCAGAUCCUGAUCUGUCUGUGAGGAACAGCAGAGUGAGAGGUGAGGAAGGAGGCAGCGUCACAGUCCAGUGUUUCUACAGCGCUGCGUAUCAGAAUACACAGAAGCAGUGGUGCAGAUUCAAAGAUGGACGCUGCAACACAUUUAGGAAGACUGCCACAUCCCAGAAUUCAGCAGUGAACAUCAGUGAUGAUGGGAGAAGAUCCUUCAGCGUGCAGAUGAGUGGACUGACGAAGAGUGAUGCUGGCUGGUACUGGUGCAGUGCAGGAGAUCUGCAGGUUCCUGUUAACAUCAGUGUCCAUGAUCCACCUCCAGAUCCUGAUCUGUCUGUGAGGAACAGCAGAGUGAGUGGUGAGGAAGGAGGCAGUGUCACAGUCCAGUGUCUCUACAGCGCUGCAUAUCAGAAUACACAGAAGCAGUGGUGCAGAUUGAAAGAUGGACGCUGCAACACAUUUAAGAAGACUGCCACAUCCCAGAAUUCAGCAGUGAACAUCAGUGAUGAUGGGAGAAGAUCCUUGAGUGUGCAGAUGAGUGGACUGAAGAAGAGUGAUGCUGGCUGGUACUGGUGCAGUGCAGGAGAUCUGCAGGUUCCUGUUCACAUCAGUGUCCAUGAUCCACCUCCAGUGGUGACUACAGCAGUGACUACAACAGUGACUACAGCAGUGACUACAACCACUCACCAUGUCAGUACUUACACAUCUGUCUCGAAGCACAAUUCAGCAGCAUCUGUGACUGCAGUUUCUAGCAGUCAUCAAACCAUAAAGCCAGUGGAGUUCUGUAUAGCACACAACUGAAGGAUGUGAUCUUGGUGGCAUUGAGAACUUAAGAAGCUGGCAUGCUCAACUUAUUCAUUUAUUUUCCUAAAAACAGCACUGUCAGUCAUGUGUUAUUCCUUACAUAUCAUUUAGAACACAGUAUUUUAUCGCAGAAAUUGCAACUUCUUUACAGUGUGCUUUUGAAAAACCAGGAUAAGAAUUCCAAAUUUCCCUUAGGGAUCAAUAAUUAUCUAUCUAUCUAUCUAUCUUGCACAUAAUUUACAUUCUUAGUCAAUGGUGAUUCUCUGCCAUGUAGCAAAAGAGCAUUCCUUUUCUAAACAAUACAUUAACAUUGAGUGAAGUUGCCAUGUUAUUAACUAUAAUAAAGCUUGUGUAUUUCUCCUG